Molecule: messenger RNA, 541 nt
Organism: Salvia splendens (bonfire salvia)
Lineage: Eukaryota; Viridiplantae; Streptophyta; Magnoliopsida; Lamiales; Lamiaceae
Exons: 4
Coding region: 32-541 (169 amino acids)
Source: RefSeq, a predicted model, not a curated record
UGUUGCAAAGGUUUGUGUGUGAGAGAGAAAGAUGGAGAAUUGGAAGAACUUGAUGCAUGUAUUUGUGACCAUAUUUCUGUCCAAUUUCGCAUCGUUGUUAGUGAAUCCGACUAUCGCAGACGUUACCAUGGAAGCUGUGUGCCCCGGAAAAGAUGAAUGUUCACUCUCCAUUUAUCUCUCCGGCUUCCAACAGGCUAUUGCAGGAUUGGCGUCUGUGGUUAUGAUGCCAUUGAUUGGGAAUUUAUCCGACACAUACGGUCGAAAACUGUUGCUCACAAUCCCUUUAACCCUUGCAAUCAUCCCUUUUGUAAUAUUGGCUACGAAGAGGACAACGGAGUUUUUCUACGUGUACUAUGUUGUGAAGACUCUAACAUCAACGGUAACGGAUGGUGGCACCAUCUGCCUCGCGCUUAGUUAUAUGUUUGUCAGUGUUGUUUGUUUGGUUGUUGCAACUGCAAGACCUUUGGUUGCUAGGCUGUUGAUGCUCUUGCAUCGGGUAGGGGAUUGGAAAUUUGUUGUUGGUGAUUGCAACAAUUGGUGA